Molecule: messenger RNA, 360 nt
Organism: Pseudogymnoascus destructans
Lineage: Eukaryota; Fungi; Ascomycota; Leotiomycetes; Thelebolales; Thelebolaceae
Exons: 3
Coding region: 1-360 (119 amino acids)
Biological process (GO): translation
Cellular component (GO): mitochondrial small ribosomal subunit; ribosome
Molecular function (GO): small ribosomal subunit rRNA binding; structural constituent of ribosome
Source: RefSeq, a predicted model, not a curated record
AUGUUAUACGAAUUGAUUGCGGUGGUCCGCCCCGGCAGCCUCGCCGAGGUGAAAGAUAUCGCCCGCACAGCCGGAUCCCUCAUCCUCCAAAAUGGCGGCACGAUUCGCGGCAUCACAAACUGGGGCGUCACUGCGCUCCCGAAGCGCACCGCCAAGCAUCAGGCAGUCUACCACGACGGGCACCACUUCGUCAUGCGCUACGACGCCAACAGCGCCGUGCAGGACCAGGUGCGCAAGACGCUCAGUCUCGACCCGCGAAUGAUCAAAUUCGGGAGCGUGAAGCUUGGGGAUGGAAAGCUGGAUACGCUGGCGAGGAUAGGGGGGUGGAUUCCGUGGUCGGUCAGGGAGCGCAGGUCGUAG